Molecule: messenger RNA, 1410 nt
Organism: Eriocheir sinensis (Chinese mitten crab)
Lineage: Eukaryota; Metazoa; Arthropoda; Malacostraca; Decapoda; Varunidae
Product: serine/threonine-protein kinase PkaB-like
Exons: 2
Coding region: 301-1125 (274 amino acids)
Biological process (GO): protein phosphorylation
Molecular function (GO): protein kinase activity; ATP binding
Source: RefSeq, a predicted model, not a curated record
AACUUUAAAAAGUCCCUUUGUAAUAUCAAACCUAUUGAAUUUGCACUGUGUUUCGGUAAUACAUAUAAAAUCUUCUGCGCUAUCCACAAUUUCUCUAUUUCUACCAGUUUACUCGUAGUUAGUCCUUGAGUGUUAAUUAGUUUUAUAUUUAGAUUUAUAUCUAGUUCAUCCUUAUCCUAUUCCCUAUUUCUGGUGUCGAUGAAUCUCAAUAGUUUGCCAUCUCUUACAUACCAUCCUUGUUCUCCAUUACUUCUUUUAACUUUAAGUUGUUCUACAGCUUUUUCUGAGUAAGACAGAGACAUGUCUCCCCCACACACAACCCCCCUCCUCGUGCUGACGAGGGAGCGCAUCAACACGCUGGUGGCCGAGCACAAGCAGGUGCUGGGGCGCGGCGCCUCGUGCACGGUGUACCUGGUGGGGGUCGGCGGCGCACUGUGCUGCCUCAAGGUGGCAAGGGAGCAGCGCCUCGCCGCCAUGUUCCGCAGGGAAUUUGACAUCCUGCUGGACCUGGACGGUGCGGCGGGCGCCCCAAAGGCAUUGGGCACCAGCUUUGGAUUUCCCGCCAUGCUCACCACCUUCCGCGGCCAGAACACCUUCUGCGACCUGCACAACCUUGCUCCCCGCGACGGUGACAAACUGGCGGCCUUCGUGGCGCUGGCCCGGGACGUGCGGCAGCUCCACGCCCGCGGCUACGCCCACAACGACAUCAAGCCCGACAACGUGGUGGUGCGCCAAGGCGCCGACGGCCGCCUGCAGGUGUCCCUCAUUGACUACGGCUUGGCCAAGACAUUCGGCACAGGACUCCGCAUCGCGCGCACGCACACGCAUCGCACGCCCUGGAUGGCCCCGGAGCUGCGGCGCGGCGCGCCCUGCUCGCCCCCCGUGGACGUGUUCUCCCUCGGCUACGUCCUGAGGCGCAUCCUGGCCACGUGCCACACGCGCUACCCCGGCCUGGAGGUGCUGGCCGACAGCGCCAUGGCAGCAGACCCUGCACAGCGGCCCUCGGUGGCCCAGAUCAUCAAGACAGUCAGGAUGUACGCGGGCGAGACAUCCAGGAAGGCGGCCUUUGUCCGGCGUGUUCGCAAGGCCUUUUCCUGCCUCUUCCCGCGCCGCCGCCAUUACUAAGGAGGAAGGCACAUCAGGAUUUCUUUUGCUAACGGAUGAAGAGUUUUACCAGUUCAGUUCUUUCCUUUGGAGCCAGUUACUCUACGCCCACCAGGGGUUGAGGAAUGCACUCCCCUAAGUUAUGUUAUGGAGGAAGACAAGUCAGGGUUUCUUUUCCUAACGGAUGAAUGGAUUUACCAGUCCAUCUCUUCCCUUUGGAGCCAGUUACUCUACACCCACCAAGGAACACACUCCUUAGUGGAUGUAACUUUCUAUUUUCUCAUCUACUUAUCCAUCUAUCUAUAU